AUGUUUGAUGUUGAUUGGAGUGACCCGAAUAGGGAGUCGGUUGGUGACAGGAGGGCAAGAAAGCAGAAGGAGAGAGAAUUCAGUGACAAGGCCAGCAGCAAUAAAGACAAUGCAGACAAGGAUAGCAAGAGGGACGGGCAGAGCAGCCAGGCAUCAGGCUCAGGCUCAGUCCGCAGCUCCAUAUCCUCGGUGGACAAGCAGUUUGGCUUCUUUGGCGGCAAGAAUAGGAAGAAGGGCCGCGCCCUGGGGAACAGCAAGUCAGCAGCCAGCUCCACCACCGGGGCCCCAACCAUCCACGAGCAGGAGCCCACAGAAGACAUCGACAACAACAUCGUCGAGUCACCAAAAGAGGCGUCUUCUCACGUGCCACAGGAUUCUGAAGUGGUUGAUACAGAAGACCAGCAUCCCAGUGUUUUUGUAAAGCCUCACAGCAGCUUUCCCGAGGCUGUAUUCAACACGUGGAACGAGAAUCUCCCAGGCGGCUCCCUCUUGGGCUACGACAUGGCGUCCCCCAAGCCGGGAUUGAAGUCCACUCUGACCCAGCAUCUUGGGGACGGAAUCUCUUUCAUCACGAAGACCACUGAGGUCAGGUCGCAGCCUCGAGACAAGAACGACCCUGACUACCUUGUCUCCAAGGUGACGCUGUCAGCAGGUCCUUCUGAAAACGAGUCCAAGGAUCUGUCUGCAAAACCUACCUCAUGGCAGCCCCCUCCACAGGUCACAGGCGUGACUCACAGCCUGGCAACUGUUCCGGAGUCACCCUCUGCUUCAAACCUCGAAGAUGUGCAUCAUCUGGUGCCAAUGAUCACUGAUCUCUCCCUUACUCCUGCAACCAACAAGGCUCCUACCACGGGGGCCGAGCCCAAGCAUGGGUUGAAGCGCAAGCCGAAGGCCCCUUUGAAGGCGCCGGCGAUUGUCCCUGCCAAUCAGCAGUAUGUUGGGAACCCUGACCUGUGGAAAGCCCCAGAGGUAUGGGAGUACAGCGCGAGUGAGCCCGAAGUCUCACCCGUCGACGAGGCGGCUGUGCCCAUUGGCUCGGAUGAGAUCAACCAACUCGCCCUCGACCUGGCGAGUAUGCAGCGCGAGGCCAAUCGAAUGCUUCAAGCGAGCCCUCGGACCAUCUUGCUGCGCCUCAAGGCGAAAUGGGGAGACCAGGACAUUCACGUAGCUAUGGAGGCGGGCACGGAGAGCACGCAGGAAGACGUUGAUAUCGCCGUCGACCGGGCGCUGAUGUACAAGGAGCUCGAGAUGGACAGGAAGCGGUGGAUGCUAUCUGCGUUGCACCACAUGGAGACCGACACGAAACCAAACACCCCCAUGUCCAAGCCCAAGGUGAAGCCCAAGGUGCAAAAGAUCCUCUCCCUCUUCGACAGCCAAGCCGUCACCUCAUACCUCGCGAUUUCCAACCCGAGCGUCCCCAUCUACCACCUCUCCCCAGACCCUCUCUCACACAGGCGGUACCCCAACAUCCACCCCAUGACCUGCCCGGCCAUCUCGGCCUCGGCAGUGGGCGUGGCAACAGAGGCAUUCUCCGCCGUGAACUGCCUCCCCAUCGCGUCGAUCCUGCCGUCGUCGGACCUGCCGAGGCUGCUCCAGAACAUCUUCCGCGUCCUCGCCCCGGGCGGCUUCCUGAACAUGGUCAUCGUCGACCCCCUGCCCACCCCGUCCUCGGCGGGCCCCGCCCUGAGGCAGUGGCUGGACGAGAACCUCAUCUUCAACCUCGAGCAGCAGUUCAGGUGCACGAAUCCUAGCAGGAACUUCCCCGUCUGGCUGCUGGAGGCUGGGAUGCGCGCCAAGGGCAGCGUCAUCACCACCACCCGCUUCCAGGCUGUCAUCCCUCAGGGCCAGGCGGGCGACGGCAGCGGCAGCGGCGGCGGCAGCAGCAGCGGCAGCGCCUCCGAGAUGGCCACGAUGAGGGAGCUGCGCACAACAGUCGGCCGCAUGCUGUGGCGGGAGAUCUGGGGGCCCUUUGUCGGCGCCGACAGCUGGUGGUGGGAGGUGCCCAAGAUCGUCGACGAGUGCUUGAGCCGGGACACGUGCUGGGAGUACAGCGUCAUCGCCGCGUGCAAGGAGAGCGAGGCCUGA
Messenger RNA from Diaporthe citri, 2085 nucleotides. RefSeq lists its product as uncharacterized. The coding region runs from base 1 to 2085 and encodes 694 amino acids. The record is from RefSeq and is a predicted model, not a curated record. The transcript has 4 exons. Lineage: Eukaryota; Fungi; Ascomycota; Sordariomycetes; Diaporthales; Diaporthaceae.